AUGAACUUUCCUGGUCUUGGCGCCCCCGCGCAGCAGCAGCAAGGCCCGUCGCCCGUCGCGAUGGCCAAGGUCGAGAUGGCCAUGUACACGGACCUCUUCAACCGCAUGGCCGAGAUGUGCUUCAAGAAGUGCAACUACCGCUUCCAUGACGCCGACCUCAACGUGGGCGAAAUGAGCUGCGUCGACCGCUGCGUCGGCAAGUACAUGCAGGCGCACCACCAGGUCGGCGAGACCAUGCAGCGCGUUCAGAACAGCAUGAUGGCCGGCAACCCGCCCCAGUAG
Molecule: messenger RNA, 282 nt
Organism: Saprolegnia diclina VS20
Lineage: Eukaryota; Oomycota; Saprolegniomycetes; Saprolegniales; Saprolegniaceae
Exons: 1
Coding region: 1-282 (93 amino acids)
Biological process (GO): protein insertion into mitochondrial inner membrane
Cellular component (GO): mitochondrial inner membrane
Source: RefSeq, a predicted model, not a curated record